This is a messenger RNA of Stomoxys calcitrans (stable fly), 1479 nucleotides long. RefSeq lists its product as uncharacterized. The record is from RefSeq and is a predicted model, not a curated record. The transcript is spliced from 2 exons. Lineage: Eukaryota; Metazoa; Arthropoda; Insecta; Diptera; Muscidae. Bases 169 to 1419 code for a protein of 416 amino acids.
CGUUGUUGUUGGGCUUGUGACUUUACCUUCUUAAUUCUACCAAGAUAAUGGGUGGUUAACACGAAAAGGCAAUCGACGAUUUCUGUUUAUUCAAAAUCUAACAAAUUCCCAUUUCCCAUAAGUUUUUGUGCGUAUAUUGUGUUCUUGUGCAUCUUUUUAUAUUUUAAAAUGUCGAAGAAAUGUGUUAUGGGUUGCCUGGGCUUUAAACAUUUAUAUGUUUAUCCUCAUGGCGAAUGUCGGCAAAGGGAACAAAAAGAAUGGUGCUCCAUUCUGGGAAUAAGAAUGGACUCCAUUAAUUCCAACACAAGAAUUUGUGAAUUUCACUUCAAUCCCGACUGUAUUGGAAAAAUGAGGCUGAAAAUGGGUGCCAAGCCAGAUUAUUAUCAAAUAAGCGAUGACGAUUUGGAUGACUGUGAAGAUUUGCCCGAUGACUGUCUGCUGGAGGAAACCGAUGGCCCCAUCUCAUCACAUCAAGCUGCUAAUAGUACUCACACUAGAGGCCCCUAUGAAAGAGCAUGGACCACAGAGGCAACACGAGCCCUUAUACACAUACGAGGUCCAAUGGAACAUCGUUUCACCGAAGGUAGACAAAAACGCACCGCCCUAUGGCUGCACUGUACACGUCAAUUGCAAAAAAUGGGUUUCCGAUAUAGUGCGGGCAAAGUCCAAAAGAAAUGGCACAAUAUCCUCAUCACCUACAAUAAGAACUUGAGUAAAAAAUACACAUCUGGCUAUGUGCAUUGGGAGUUCUUUGAGGAAAUGUUUAAAUAUUUGCAAGGAAAGAAGGCGGACUUUGCCGAGCACAGCAGUAGCGGUAAGCGACACAACCAGCAGCGUCCAGCUAAUGCGGAAGGGGAUAAUAGUGCAUCACCUUAUCUUAAUGCCAAUUCUUCGGAACCACCCAUGAUACAACCCCAUGUUGAGAUCGAUUCAAAGUCCAAUGAUGAUUUCGAUGAGGAGGACAGCACUACUUUGUCGGAUUUGAAAAAACCCAAAGUAGAGGUGAAGGAUGAGGAGGAGCCGCAAGAAAUAUAUCCUUUAGAAAUAGCGGAUUCUAAUAGUUUUUUGCGUGCCAAUGCAAAAUUGGAACAACCAGACAAGGAGGCAAAUCAGCAACGAGAACAGCAAUUUGCUUUAAGCGAAAUUGGUAGGAGUGGUAAUGGUGUUGGUGGUGGUAGUGGGGCUGGCGUUAGCAUGGAUUCCUCUUCUGCUUCCUGGUGGCAAAAUUACUUCGAACGCAAACUACAAGUGGAACGCGAUAAAAUUGAUUUGCAAAAGGAAAUGCAUCGCGAGCUGAUGCAAUUCAAUAAAAUGUCCCUGCUGCAGCAAGAGAAAAUCGAACGUAUCAAAAUCGAGGCCAUCAACAAUUUGACAAGUACCCUACAAAAACUAGUCGAAGUUAAAUAUAAGAAACUCUAAAAUUUACUAAGUACAAUGGAACAGUACUUAAAAAUAAAAACCGAAACUCUUUAAAAGAUA